CCAAUGUUUCUGAUAUGAUUCUUAUUUAAAACUUGAAAAAAUUAAGAGGCUUAUCAAAGCAACUGAUAUAAGAGUACACUUUAAUUCGUUGGUAAAUACAAGUGGCCACCACGACUCCUUAUCUUUUAUUUAUAAAAACAGUACUACAAGGAUAGCACGUGACUCACUUAUUAAAUUCAGAUUCCGUGUUUGUUUAACUCCAGUCGUGAAAUUUUUUUUAUCUAUACAGAGAUGGUGAUAUUUUAAUGUUAGUGUAGUAUGCAAAAAGCAGAUGGGAUGAUCUUAUACUUCGACAUAUGAGAUGUGACAAGAUUACAUUUUAUGCUUCAUUUCGUAUCAAGAUUAAUUGAUGAAUGAAUUUUGAAAAACAUCAAACCUGCAAACCAUGGAUUCUUUUCAAAACUUUCUGGAUAUUUUUAAAAGUGCUAAAGAAGAAAACAAUAGCACUAAUCUGACAGAAAUUUUGACAGACAGUAGAACGUAUUUUCAAAAUGUAUCAAAAGAUGAGAGUGAAUUGAUGUUAUCUAAAUUAUUCGACAAAGACACUGGGUUACUGUCGUUUCUUAACAAUGAACUUAAUAGAGCUAACACUAAAAAGCAUCUUGAUAAAGCAAUGAAGGAAGCAUUCAGUCUUCUUGAAUUCAUCAUAGAUCAGUUUUCUGACAUAUUUGUACCAUAUCUCAUUGAAACAAAAAAUAUAUGUCAAAGGACACUUAUAACACAAUGUUCAGCACUUAUUCGAAAAGCUGCAUGUAGUACCUUUAAAAAAUUAAUAGAAGAAUUUAGUGAAUAUGAAUUUGAAUUGGGUGAAACUGUAGAACAGUUUACAUCUUCAUUUCCUUUGCUUGACUUAAAAGAAAGAAGUUUAAUUUUUUCUGCACUUGGUACAAUUAUAAAAUGUAACCCAGAACUGUUAGAAACAGAAGAAUGUUCUCAGAAAAUUUUUCAGCAAUUAAGAAAUGAUUUUAGAAAACAGUUUAAUCCAGAAACUAUUGCCCGCUCCAUUGACACAUUUCAAAUAUAUUUAGAAGUCCUCCGUAAUACAUUAAUUAGCCUUCCAAAUGAAAUGAUAAUAAAAUAUUCUGAAGAGAUAUAUAAUUGGGUUAAAGAAUUAAGCAAACCUGAGAAAUAUUCAUUUAAAAAAGUUACAUUGAGGGCAGCAAUUGAUUUAUUGGCAACUCAUAUACAUCAUUUUCGUGAAUUUGUUUAUCAUGAUUAUAAAUAUUGGAAUGAGCUACUUUUAAAGGUUGCAGAAGAUAAAAAUGUACAAUGUAGCCGAUGUGCACAAUCAGGAUUACGACGCUUUUACAGAGAAAUGGGGCAUAUGUUAAACUAUAAAACUUCUGAUGAUGAUAAAGUAGUAUUUAUGUAUUUUAUAAGUUUCUUUGAGGAACGCUUAAAAAAUGAUCAACAUGUAAAUUCCAACAUAUUACGUUUUAUUGUGUAUGGUUUUAGUCAGAUGGCUGCAUCUUGUAAAAAAUAUCGUGAGAAUGAAGCCGUGAAAGAUAUGUUUUCAUUAAUAGCUCAUUAUGCAUUAACACUUUGUUCCAGAGAUAAUUUAGAACAAAUUCAAUUGGAAAGUAUUUCUACUUAUCAAGAGGCUCUUGCUGAAAUUAUAUUACAUAUAGAUGACCUAUCGUAUGAUCAGAUUAAUGUCAUUACAAAACUUAGUAUUCUUUUAGUUAAAAGAUAUCCCGACAUUCCUCUACUUCUUCAAAAUCUUGCAAUAUUGUCACUGAACAAUACAAUCAUUAGUAUUGGAACAGUUAGUAAAAGUAUUUUAGACGAAUAUCUCUACCAUUUAAUUCAUGAUGGUGUAGUGUGGACAUGUUCGCAUACUUUGUUAGUUGAUGCAGAAUUACAACGAGGAAUCGACGAUCUUAAAGAAAGUCCAGUAUCUUACAAAAAUUAUUUACAUCUGUGGUUAGAACUUCUGAAGCCAAAUAGAUACAAAAAUCACAGAAAUCUUAUGCAGCAAGUAGCUAAUUCAAUGAUAAACGUGGGUAUCGUACUAAUCAGUAAAUUAAACUUGAACACAAAAACAAAAGAAGAUACUAUAUUCUCAGAUGCUGCCUUCUCGCAAGUUGCUGAGAAUAACGCAGAUUUCAGAAUGUUCGUUAAUAUCGUGGAUUUGUACAUCGACAUAAUCAACGAUAUAGAACCUUGUUUGCUGACAAACACCCUACAGAAAUUUCUAUUGAAAAUCAUUAUUAUGUCGUAUAAACAUCCUCUGAUAUCAGGCUUUUAUAAAUUAGUACGUGUACUUUUUAACCACGUUUGCAUCUUUAGCAAAGACGAUAUUGAAGCAGAAGUCUUAGAAUUAUUACACAAAUAUUUAAUGAACGUAUUGCAUUUGAUAUCUACAUUCUCUAAUGAAUUAUUAACCACAUGUUUAAACUUAAUUCUAAAUACGCCAAUCCUUUUUGUGAAGCUUAUAUUAAACAAUACAAUUCCAGCAUUUAAAAUUGCUUGUACUAUUGGUUUAAGUGAUUUAGAAUUAGCCUGCACUACUUUAAGUGCAUUAGAACUAUGGACAAAUAGACUGGACAACAAAGAUACACAUGAGUUUUUGCAAGAAGUUGUGCCAUACUUAGAACCAUAUUUACAAAGCGGAGAAAGUUCUACGGAAAUGCUACAAGAUAUUAUAAAAACAGAACGAAAAGUUAUUAAACGUAUAAUAUUAAGGGAUGAUGAAAAUACUUUGGAAAGAUUUCAAAUGAGAGUUUUGUUAUUUAUAGCUUCGCUGGAUACCGAUAUAAUAUUAAAUUUUAUAUACAAAAGAUCUAUGAAUGUUGGAGCUACUUGGGAUAAGAAAGAUUUACUUAAGUAUUCAUUGACUUUCUCGGAUACUCAAGUGGAUAUCUGUUUUGAUAAAAUUUUACCAAGAUUAAUGCUAUUAGCACAGAAUUCUGGGGACAGGCGAAUAAAAAUAAGCGCUUGUGAAGUACUUCAUUCGAUAAUAUCAUUUAUUCUUGGCAAAACGACACAACAUUUAACAACAAAUGCAGAUAAAUUUGUUUCUAUAUAUGUAACAUUGUAUCCAGCUUUACUUAAUUUGGGCUGUGAUUUUGAUGAAACAGCUAGAAACAUUUUUCAACCAUUAAUACUUCAGCUCACGCAUUGGUUGAGUUCCAAAUUUAUGCUCAAAUCUCCAGCAACGAUAUACUUUCUUGACUCACUUUUCAGUGGUUUAAGUGACGAAUCAAACUCUUCCCUCAGAGAAUUUUCCGGGAUAUGUUUAGCCGAAUUUAGCAAAUGGUCUAUGAGACAGUCAGACGAUGACAGAACGCUAUUAAACAUUGAUGAGGUCAUGUAUAAAAUUAAGAAUUUUGCACUUCAUCCUUCUAUGUUUAAACGGAUAGCAGCUGCAACAGCGUUCAAUCACCUUUAUACCAUUCUUCGCGAAGAUGAAGAAAUUGUGUCCAAAUAUUGGUUGGAAAUAUUGUAUUACUUUGUCAAAAGUUUGGAUGGUUGUAAUGAUAUAUCAAUUAUUACUGCGCUCGAUCACGUUGAAAGAGUUCUGAUAGCAAAACACGAUUUACUGAAUGAUAAAUACAAACAUCGCAAAAAGCCACACGAAUUUGAAGAUGCAACAUUAACAGAUGCAGUAAACUGGUUAUUUACUCAAUGUGGUUGCUUGGACCAAAGUUGUAGAGCAAAAUGUAUGGAAUUAGUUACUAAAUUUUCUAUAUACGUAUCUGAUUAUGAUUCAACCAAAACAAUGAUAAAUAAUUAUAUAGACACACACGAAAUUGAAGCGUUUAAUCUUAUAAUCUUGCAGGAUCUGAAACCGAAGAUAGAAAUUCUUUCUUCUAGCAACAUAAUGCCUCUUUUGAGAAGUUUAGAUUGUUACAUUUGGCUAAUGAGAAACAAUCUGUUGGAUGUGGAGUAUUUACUUGGUAAUUCCAAUUCGAAACGAGAGGUAAUUUUCAAUUGUGCCAAAAAUUUUAUUUAUCUAAUGAAUAAAAUUAAAAUAGAAGAGAAAGAGAUUAAUUUAAUAAUGGUAUCAGAAGAAUUUGAUAAUUUACAGACGUUGCAAUGUAAAACAGUAACAACCACAUUUGAUUUUUUACAAAUUCUAUUAAGUCUUGAUGAAAAUUUCAUUCCAGAUUUCUUUUUCAACAAAGAUUGUUAUGAAUUAAUUGCGAAAUGCAUAAUGUGCCCAUAUGUUCUGGGAUUUAAUGUAAAGAAUUUUGAAAUCAUCGAAGCGCUUCCCGUAGUUAUGGGAAAUUUGUUACAGUCGAUUACGCGAAAGACUGAUAAUUCAUUAUGGCAUCUAAUUAAGUGUGAGCUUUUAAUAUACGCAGAGAAACACUUAAAACAUUUCCUAGAUUUGGAGACCAUUAUUUCUGGCCUAAAUGGUAUUGCUCUUAAACAAUAUGUCCGAGGUUUGAUCUUUUUGGAACGUCAUAAUCUUCUUGGACAACUACACAAUGUGACAGAAUAUGUCCAACAACCAGAAGAUAGAAUUAAACAAAUUUUCAAAAUCUUGGUAAAAGAACAGAUGAGGAAACUUGUUUGCAUAAAUAUCAAAGCAUCGGUGAAAGAUUAUCUAGAGAUUCUGAUGGAAUUUCUGUUUGUACAUUAUAAGCCAUCAAUGAUAAAGACAAUAAUCAAAUUGAUCGAGAAUGAUACAGAGGUUUUACAAGACUCAAAGAACAUUGCAUACGGCAUAUACUUCCUACAAAUGUUCAAGUACGAAAUAUUUAGAUACAUGUUAAUAGAUCCAGAACAAACUGUACAAUUGUUGAACGAACAAUUGCAAGGAAAUCCAUCUCUUUUCUUAACGAUAUUGGAGCAAUUAUUGUUGUUUGUGCGACAACAUAAAAAGGAAUUGCGCGAUAGUACGCAAACAUUAGUAAACAGUGUGAUUAAGAAAUUCACAUUAUUCGAAAACGUUGUAAAUAAUUUUGAAGAUAGGAAACAGAAAUUAAUAAACAUUUUUGGAAUUGCAGUGCAUUUGAUGCUCAAGCCAAUAGAAGUGUUGUCUCUGAAUAAAGAUUUUUAUCUGUGGAUUCUUAGUCAGUUGAUGGAGAGUUCUAACAUAGAUUACAACAUUCAAAUUCUUCAGAAUUUCCUCGUUUGUCUGACUGAUAUGACAUCUACUGCAAAACCAGAGUUACUUGUUAUUUUACGUAAUUUAAAAAGCUAUAGAACAGAUGUAAGUCCAAGUGACUUUGAUCAAAGAAACGUGAAAGCUACAAAAGUAAUUAAUUAUUUCCAAACAUUGUUAACAUUGUUACCAGUUACCAAAUCAGUUACAGUCUAUGAGACUAUCAUUUUAUUCGCAAUUGGUAUUGCUGAAUAUUUGUGUAAUGAAAAGACGAAUGAAUAUCUAGAAAAAUAUUUUAACUUAAUUACCACUGAAUAUGUUAUGCAGUCUAUUGAAUCAGCAUACAAAUUAUUUUUGAAAAAUUCACCUACAAAUGAGAGAUUCGAUAUAUUGCAUAAGUUUCUUUUACCAUCGUUUCAGUUUUGCAAAAUUCCUGAAACACGAGAAUUUUUUGAAAGAAAUAUCAAAGAAAUACAUACGAUCAUUUGUCAAAGCUUUAUUGGAAAUAGUUCAGAUAUAAAGCAGCUUGUAGUAUCAAAAAUAGGAUGUUAUAAUCUUAUUACAAUUAUGUUUGCAAAAAUAAAUAUAGGUGAUAUAGAUAGCACGGAAAGCAUAAUUACUCGAAAUGCUAUUGAUAGUGUGGCCACUGGAAAAGAACUUAUACAAAGUUUGUACAGCAAUGUAUUAAAUAUACGUACGUUAAAGACACCUGAUCCUGAACACAAAGAAAUAAUAAGAUUGUUGCAUUGUUCUGCAUAUAACUGUUGUAUAAGUAUGGUAUGUUCUUUAAAAAAAGACGAAAAUUCAUAUUUAAGUAUUUUUGCUGAGAACAGGAAGAAGGGACAGUUAAUUUGGGAAAAUAUUGUGGAUUGGAAACAAUAUAAAUUUAAACAAAUGGUUAAUGAACGUCCAAAAAAUAUUAAGAAAUUGAUUAAUAUACGAAAAAAGACGAACGAUAGAAAAACGUCUUCACAGUACUCAUCUUCUAAUUGCAAUGAUUUUUCUACUUGUACUUUGAAUGAAGAUAUAAAUGCUUAUGAUUUUAAUGAAACUACCUUGCGUAAUGUAUCCAAUACCGAAGAAGAAAGUAUGAGUUUAACUUUUGAAAGUGACGAGCUAAAUAAUCAUGAAUGUAUGGCUUCUAUCUGUGGAGUUUUUAACUACAUAGCAUCAGAAAAAAUAUCUGUACCAUCUACAGAUGAGGCUGAUGUUACAAUGCCAAAGUGGCUGAAGGCCUUUCUUAAUUCUGUGGUAUCAGCAGAAUGUAAUAACGUUAGGUUGUUCAUGUUGAAAAUUGUCUUCAAUAUGCAAGACGUGUUUAAAUCUUAUGUGAAAUUUUUUAUGGAGCCAAUAAUGUAUACGGUAUAUAUAUAUUUGAAAAAAAAUGGAUUAAACUAUAUUAUUCUUGACAUUGUAGAGAUGUUGCUAAGUUGGCAGUUUAUCUGUUCACGAGAUAAGAUUGAAUACCAAUUUAAUGCACACAAUGGUAAACUUAUAGUACAACAAUUCUGGGAAAUAAUAAUUGAUAAAGUAAUAAUAAAAAGAACCACAGAAGUUUCCAAAAGUGUCUAUAAGUAUAAUAUGAAGUUGAUAAAACGGAUACUUCAAGCAUGGAGUGAUUAUCUGAAAGUACCUGAAAAAUUAGAGAAUAAAAUGAAAGUUGCACCUGAAUCCACAGUAAAUUUGAUAUUAAUUUGUUUAGAUAGCAAAUUGAAGAAAGACAUCAUUCAGAGAAAUGACAUCAUAGAAUUUUUGGAGAAUACAUUGAAACAGUGGCAAACUGAUGAAGAAAAAAUUUUACAAACCUGUGAAUGUUUUGGUUUGAUCUUAGAGUUUGUAGAAGAUAAUGAUGAAUUAAGGGAAAGAAUAAUCGGUAACAUUCGAAGAAUAUUGAGAGAGAUGAAAACGAAAUUUGAAAGCAGACAAAUAAAAUGCAUUCUUGCACUGUGUAAAAAUUAUCAAAAAGCGGCUAAGAUUUAUUUUGAAAUUGCCUUUUCAAAUAUAUUCAAAGUGGAUGCUUUGAGUAGAUCAAAUUGUCUGGAAAUAUUUUUACACUGUAUACCGAGUCUUAGCAUAAAUGAAAUGUUAAAUGAACUAGAUUAUAUGAAGUUCGCUGAUAUAUUGAAGAAUAAGGUUUUACUUUGUGAGGAGGUAGCGUUAAAAAUCAUCGAUUCCUUGGCUCCUAUUCUUCCACCAUCAAAUAUUUUAACAUUUGCAAAUUUAGUACCACCAUAUACAAAAAAUGAAUUAUCUAAGUACAGAGAACUAGCUUACAGCAUAUUUAAAAGGAUUUAUAUAAAAUAUGUUACAGACACUUCUAACGAUGAUGAUAUAAAAAAGCUGAUGCUUCUCAGCACAGAAGUAUUGCUUAAUGGUGUUUUGGAUCCUUCUGAGACAUUACAAAACAAGAUACUGGACUUUUGGACCCAGGAUGCACAGUUAACAAAUACUUGUAAAGAAAGAUUACUUGAAAUUCUAUCCAAAUGCACACCUGCUGUUAGCAAUAAUUUUCUUCCAUUUAUACUUUUGAUGAUUUUAGACCUUCCUAAAAAGUCAAGUAAUUACAACGAGAAAUUGUUUGAACCUUUACACAAUUGUAGUUACAGAGAUUACAAAAUAGCUCUCUCGUGGAGAACUAAAAAUUUAGGAUCAAAAGCUCCACUCUUUGCGGCAUCAUUAACCAGCCAAAUGAAUCAGACGUUCACUCAAAUAAGCAGUGCAUUUACUUAUGAUCCUAAUACUCAACUACAACUUCAAGCGACUCAGGAUCUUGAAUUUGAACCGACUUAUAUCGACGGAGAAUCCAUGCAACCACAAGAAUAUGAUGGUGUAUUUAAAGUACCAGCAUUGCUUCAACCUUCUUCCAACAAAACCUCCCCACGGUUCAUAGCUAACUCGCAUGAAGUUUCAGCGACCGCACGUGAAAAGGAAAUACAAAAGAACAUCCAUCGGCAUCGAAUGAUAAAAGAGGAAAAAACUCGGCAAAGAAACAGCGUUAAAUUGUAUCGAAAAUACAGAAUCGGUGAUUUUCCAGACAUUGAAAUAUCACACGCCUCGUUGAUCGAACCAUUGCAACAAUUAGCAACGAAAGACUUAUUGAUUUGCAAGGAUUUAAUAGUUUCUAUCGUAUGCUCGUUAUUGAAAGAGAGCAAACACAACGAUUUUAUGGAGCAAACUGCGAACAGUUUAAAAGGGAUCAUUGAGAAUGAACAAGCGAGUUCCACCACAAGGGCGAUUUUGGAAAUACUGUUGGAAACUCGUAUAGUAAAUUGCUCGCCGGAAGUUAUCGCAAAGGCUUCAAGAUCCAACUGUUUGAACUUCCUUGGAUCACUUGUUCUAGAGGAAUACUUAAUUUAUGGUACGGAUGUGUCUGGGCCACCAACAAAGAAACCGCGAACCGAGGGUAUAAAUGAUUCAUCAUCUGAAUGGCUGCAGUUAACGAACCUUUAUCAGUCAAUGAAUAAUGUUGAUGUGGUCCUCAGCAUUUUUCAAAAUCACAUUACACACGAUGAUAUACGGACUGCCUCAUUUGCACAAAUAUCCAACAACUGGCUUAAAGCAAAGGUAGCAUACGAAAAAGCGUACGAAGUAGAACCGGAAUUGAUCAAAGAACAUUGUCUCCAAGGUUUGUUUGAAUGCUUAAGCAACUUGUGUACUUGGGACGAAAUCGAUAAGCACAUAAAAAAUAGAUUAAAUGAAAAUAUAAACAAUAUUUGGGACGAUCCCUGGAAAGAUUGGAUGUUCCCGUGGUUGUUUGAGGUAUUUGCUCACAAAUUGGUAAGUGGUAGUUAUAGUAACGAGUUUAAGGAUGAUAUAGAGGCAGUAGAGACUUGGUUGAAAGAUGAGAUAAAAGUGAAGCACAUCAAGCGAUUCUUCGGGGAGGAAUUAUCAAUGUUCUUCCUAUGGAACAAACAAUUAGAAGUUUCUAAUGACUUUUUACUGAACACUUUGGACGAGAUGAAGGAAGAAUGGAUCGAGCUUCAUCCACUUUCCACUCAAUUAAGAAUUCGUAAAUUGCAAACAUUGCGAAUAGUCAAUGAUGUUAAUAGAUAUAUAAAGCUGAUGAAAACGAGAGAUAAUGCAAGUGACAUGGAGAUUACUUUAAAGAUUUGGAACAGCAGCGUACCUUCACCUCAGGAUGCUUUACUUCCAUGGGACAAAUUAAUGUCCUAUAGAACAUCCUUUAUCAACUCGGUGCUGGAUGAUAAAUUAAAAGAAUUGGAACAAGAUUCAACGCAGAGCACGUGCGACGAAGAAGAGAAUGAAAUCAAUCAGAAAUUGCAAGCGGUUACCUUUAAUAUGAGAUUAAAAAUGGUCGAGGCAUCGUUGAAUCAGAAACAUAAAUACAUAGCAAAGAAAUAUUUAAAGGAAAUAGAGCAAAACAAACUACCAAAUGAAGAUAGCUUGCAACAAUUUUUAUUAUCCGGUGCAAAGCUGAAAUAUUUAAUGGGAGAACUUGAAACGAGCGUGGAAAAGAAAUUAUCAAAUUAUACCUCAUCCUGGAAGCAUUGUCAUAAUCUCCUGCAGAAAGAUAAUCUUAGCCCCGUAGUGAAUGUAGGUGUUAGAAAACAAAUUAGUAAUAUAGCGUCGAAACUUGUGAAAUUAAGCGAAGAGGAUGAAACGUUUUCAACAUUGUUGACGACAAACGCAAUUGUUCUGAAAGAUAUAAAGGCUGAGAAUAGUGACUUAGCUGCAAUCAAAGAUUCACUGGAAAGCUACAGUUUUAAUAACUUGGCAACGUGUUGCAGUAUAAAGGUAUCGAGCAAAGAUGAAAGUUAUUAUGCAUUCGCAAAAUAUUGUUAUGAAAAAUUAUCACGUGGCUCAAAAGAUAUUCAAUUGAUCAGAGAAUUUGUUAGGUGUACAUUGAAGGCAAUGAUACAUGGAUCUUGUGAAGCAGCACACUAUUUUCCUUGUUUGCUGAAACCUGAGUACUUUGAAGAUCAAGAGACUAAAGAUAUUUUCACGAAACACACCGAGCAUGUACAGACGUGGUUGUUCCUUUCUUGGCAAGCUCAGUUGUUCUCACAUUUGGGAACAUCUAUAUCUCCAUUGAUCAUACCGAUUCUCAAACGAAUCGCUGAAACCUAUCCUGAUGCUAUCAUUUAUACGUUUCACUUGACCAUGGAAACGAAUCCGGUUCUUUUGAACGAUGCCAGGACGUACGAGAUCAGACAAAUUCUUUAUAACAGACCAUGGAUCGAGCGGUUCUUAGCGGCAAUGCAAUAUGUGGUUCAACCAGAGCUGUAUUUGAUAUAUUACUUGGCGGAGCUAAUUAAAAAUUUACCACUUGGAACAUCCACAGCUAUAGAUAUAUUUAUGAAUAAGGUAUAUCCAAAUCUGCGUGCAAACAGGGAUAGUAUAAAACCAGGAAGCAUCUUCAACGAGAUUACCAAAUAUAAAAAUCAGAUAAAGGGAUUAGAACGCAAGAAACCUGAAGAAAUUAAACGACAAAUAGCUCAGAUGGUUGAACAGAUUAAGGAAUCACUUAACAGACGCAAAAAUAAAUAUAAGCUGAUCGAUUACAGUCCAUGGUUGUAUAAUUUUUCAGAGAAAAACAUAGAAAUACCUGGACAGUAUACCGGUAACAGGCGACCCAUUCCUCAAAAUCAUGUGAAAAUUAUGAAAAUAGAACCUUCUGUGAAGGUGAUGCAGUCGCUAAGGAAACCAAUUAGAAUUACUAUGUUAGGUAACGACGGUAAAGAAUAUUAUUUCUUAGUGAAAUUUGGAGAGGAUCUGAGACAGGAUCAAAGAUUGCAACAAUUGCUUUCAACUAUGAAUAAAAUAUUACACGUUGAUCCGGCUUGUAGACAAAGGCAAUUGUCUAUUGAUACUUAUCAGGUAAUUCCACUGUCCAGAACUGUGGGUCUUAUACAAUGGGUAAAUAAUACAAGAACUUUAAAUGAAUCAAUAUACUUUACAUUGUCAAGCCAAGAGACAAGUCGAUGCAAUUCCAUACUUAAAGAGUAUGUAGAAUGGAUACGAAGUGCUACAAAUUCCGGAAGACAGCACGAGUGGUACAAGGAGGCAGUAAUGAAAUAUAAUGCUGUAAAAGUGACUACUAAAAUGAAUGAACUUAUCGGUAAAACAGAAUGGGACAGUUUACGUAGGACAUUCAGUGCAUUGUGUCCAACAGUAGAGAGUUUUGUUACAAUGCGUCAGAAUUUUAUCACCUCUUAUGCUACUAUGUGUAUUGCACAUUGGACCUUAGGUAUCGGUGAUCGACAUUUAGAAAAUACACUUAUCAAUGUCGAUUCAGGACGUUGUUUAGGCAUCGAUUUUGGGCUGGCUUUUGAUGCUGGCGUUGAUCAAAGAAUACCUGAAUUGAUGCCUUUCCGUUUAACGCCUCAGAUUCUGGGUCUACUGAAACCUUUCAGUAAAAAAGAUCUUUUGGGAGCAAUAAUGAUUCACACUUUACGUGCAAUAAGAAAUGAACAAGGACCUAUAUUAUCUUGCAUGGAUGUGUUCGUUCAUGAACCAUUAAAUUGGACUGAACACAUCAAUAAAACGUUAAGAGAAAAUGAAGAGGAUGUUGCAGAUGUCAAAUGGGUACCGAUGAAAAAAAUUGAAGCAGUCAUAAAGAAAUUGAAUGGAAUUAAGCCAUCUUUAAUCACGUUAGAUCAAUUAAAAGAACAACAUAAUGAUGCAUGUAUUCAUAGAUAUCGCGCUAUAGUUACUGGUGAUGACGAUAUUAAACGAACUCGAGCUAAAAUGAAGGAUAAUUUUUUAACUCCCGAAGAACAGGUUGAAUGCUUAUUAGAUCAAGCAACUGAUUUUAAUAUUUUGGGUAGGACAUCUGCGGGAUGGAGACCAUGGCUUUAAAAUGUUUAUAAUGUACAGUAAUGCCUUUCACGUUGUCCCAAUGUUGUUCUACUCACUUUGUCCACCGGUUUCUCUUUUACUUGUCGCCGGAAAUCAAAACCAGCCGCAAGGCUCAAGAAAUAGUAAUUGUCCAUUUUCGCUGAUUUUCACUUCCCAGUUUACGGUCAACGUGAGAUGUAUUACCGUAUUCGUAGUACUUUAUAUUUAUACUUAAGAUAUACAUUGAAUACUUUUUUACUGUUACUACGUUAAUAUUCAUUA
Molecule: messenger RNA, 12133 nt
Organism: Osmia lignaria (orchard mason bee)
Lineage: Eukaryota; Metazoa; Arthropoda; Insecta; Hymenoptera; Megachilidae
Product: DNA-dependent protein kinase catalytic subunit
Biological process (GO): telomere maintenance; double-strand break repair via nonhomologous end joining
Cellular component (GO): nucleus
Molecular function (GO): DNA-dependent protein kinase activity; protein binding
Source: RefSeq, a predicted model, not a curated record